AUGUCAACAUCUAAAAAGGAGAUUAAAAUCUUAGUCCUCGGCAACCCAGGGUAAAAUCUAUACAGUGUUGGCAAAAAUACUUUCAUAGGGCAAGGCAGUUAUAAAAAAUUCACAGGUGUAGCAGACUGACUAACUCGCCGAUUAAGCGUUGAAGGAAAACUUCGCACAGUAAAGCUCUGAAAUGGCUCACAAGGUGGUGAAAGAUUUUCAUCAUUAGGAAACAGAGCUGAAUUUUAUAUACAAUUUUCAUUAAAUUUGACUUUUUUAAAAAUAUUUGCCAUUAUUUAUAUAAAAUUGCAUAAGUCCUUUGAUGGCUGCAUUUUAUUAUAUGACAUAACCUCAACUAACAGCUUCAGUGCUUUAGAAUCAUGAAAAAAUGAAUUUUGCAUUCUAAGGGGAAUUAAGGAUGUCACUAGAUACCCACUUCUUAUAGUAGGAAAUAAACUGGAUUUAGAGGUACAAAGGACUGUGCAAUAUCAUGAAGCUGCUGAAUGGUGCCUUCAAAAUGGAAAUUUGUCAUUCCAAGAGAUUUCUGCGAACUCGAGCCCUGUCGAUCCUAUUUUAGAAGAAAUUAUAAGGUCGGUUGAUAUUUUGGAUCAGGAAUCGCUCAAAAUAAAUCAGGAAAAAACGUGCAAGUGUUUAAUUUUUUAA
This is a messenger RNA of Blepharisma stoltei, 651 nucleotides long. The record is from the annotation of a GenBank genome assembly. NCBI's taxonomy places the organism in Eukaryota, Ciliophora, Heterotrichea, Heterotrichida, Blepharismidae.